CCAGCCCCUUGCUGCCUGGUGGCGGUUGCCUCAAAUUGAUGGCAUGCCAUGUCGUGAACUUCGAGAUCUGGGCUUGACCUUAGCCAUUGACCAGCAGGAGAUCUGUCUUUCAGCACUAACCAUGCCAUCGAAAUCCAAGUCCAAAUCCAAAUCCAAAUCGCAGCGGGCAGGGCAGACGGAGUUUCGUCGGGUCUGGGACACAGAUAGCACCGCGGAGCUCCUUGCUUGGCUGGAUUAUUGUUGCAAAUACGGAAUCGAUUUCCUGGACACGGUGGUCAACCACCUGCAUACCAAAACGGGACGGCGCCGUGACUUGGACCAGGUCAAAAGCAGGCUGCGGCUCAAAUGGGACCAAUGGGGUUCCGACGAACGCGGCUCAAACUCUCGCGACAUGUACCACAAGGGAACGUCGUGUCUGACGCGGAUUGACAGUGAGGAAAAGCAACCAAUCCUGGAAGCAUUCCGCCGACUGGGUGAGCUGGAUUUGAGAUAUCGCCUUCGCAGCACCACUUCCACCACCCGUUCCACCAACCGCUCUCGCUCUCGCACCUUGGCCGCUGUUCAACAAGGCCGUGAGGCAUCCCAGUCCCCUCUUUCCAAUCUUUCCACCACGCCCUCCCCACCCCCGGUUCCACCCACGCCUUUUGAAAGCGCCUCAGUGUCGUCUAGCCCUGUCAAACAAGAAAAAGGGGAAGUGCCCGAUAGUGACGAGUAUCCACCAUAUCCCGACUCGAGUUCAUCAGCAGAAGAGGAGGACACUAUUACCCCUGAGAGAUAUAUUAGCAGAGACAUUGGGGGAAAGCGGCGACGCCUGGGAGACUUGGAAGGCAGGUUCCACGAUAAAGCGAACCAACUCGCAGAAAGCACAACGGCAAUUUUGGCACACAGGAGCCAACUCUUCACCCUGUCAAACCAAUUCUCUGCGAUCAGGCAAGAGAAUGACCAGUUGCUUCGCAGUAUUCGCGCCGCAGAAUCGCAACAGGACAAGGCAGCGUUGCUCAGCAAACUUCAGUACGAGAAUCUCAUCCUCAAGCACAGACUCGCAGCCAGUCAAAGCUACCAAGAUGACACGAGAGAGCUCGAGGCGGGGACUCUAGGGCCCACAAAAGCUGAGAUCAAAAGAGAGAUGAUGAUCAUUGAAGACAUCAUCAACGAUGCCGCAUCUUCACUGUGGGGAGUGCAUAUUCCUUUCCAGGUCGAAAACGUGGACUUCCCGGAGCACUCCCGCGCCUUUGCCGAGUCUCUGAUAGCUAGGGUUAGCGGUUGGAACAGCAUCGAUCAGUUCAGCGUCUACAUACAAGAUAACGAUAUCCCCAGGCUAGAAGUCGUCAGGUCUAUCGCUUCAGUCGGUAUAUCUACACUAGUCUUCGAGUCGACGUUUCCCGAUUUCCAACUGGUAGAAUCUCCGCUCUUGGAUCAAUACCGCAAGCACCUGCUAAUUCGAGACGGCCCAAACUCACUUCGAGAUCUCGACCUCCUCGCGCAUAAAUCGCUAAUCUCGCACGCCAACUUCAUAUCCCAAAUCAUCACCAACAAAGCCAGGGAACUGACAAGUCAGCUGGCCGAGGCACUGUCUCCAUUCAUCAACCCGAGCACUACCAUCCCUCCUGGUGAUGGGAUGGUAGGUAUCACCUCCACCGCCGACCCUUCUUUCGACCUAGAAGGCGCCGAAGACCAGGGAGAGGAAGACAUCAGCCCAACAGAGGCUUUCCAAAGCGUCGUCGAAACGGCACUCACAAUCCGAGCCAGGAUGAUCCUCGGUGGGCCCAGAGAGUACGGCCUUGUUUACGUCCCUCCGGGGACGGACUUCAACCCAGAGACAAUGAACCAGAACGGGCAAAACCGCGAUGACGAUAAUGACGCCACGCCCAAAAGGGUGGUUCAUGUCAGCAAGAAGGAUCCCCGCCGUCGUUUGUCGCAGAUGUCAUCGCAUAGACCCCCGACCUCCACCAGCGGUAGCAGCAGCAACGAUGGAAACAACAACAGCAACAGCAAAAGUAGUAUUCCCGCCAAGAAAGUGAGGCUGUGCCUGUUCCCGGCACUGUAUUGUCGCCCGCCUCCGCCGAUCGAUCCGGCUGGUGGUGGUGCAAAUGUCGAUGUCGGGGAUCUCCUGGUCCAGUGCCGGAUAUUCACGGAGGGUGACCACGCGGACUUGGGGAGUCUUGGAAACGGCUUUGAAUUGAUAGCCAAGGCGGUUGUGCUGGUCUAGACUCCAUGAAACCUAUUUUUUCUACUCUUUUCAGCGUCAAGACGCAAGUUCACCUGGUCUGUUCUUCCGGCAUCACCGAUUAUUUGCUAUGUAAGGGCGAGACAUACUCAAGGAUUGGUGGACUUAGGGUAUUCGAAUCACAUGUGUAAGGGAUGAAACGGACUGAGCUGAAGAUGGUAUUGCAGAAGGAGAAACAGGACUUUGUUUCUUCAGCACUUCAUAGAGGAGGACGGAGCUACCAUAGGAUCAGUCUUAUGAGAGUCAAUAAUUUGAUAUCAUGGCCUUAGGAUUCUA
Phialemonium atrogriseum is the source of this 2503-nucleotide messenger RNA. RefSeq lists its product as uncharacterized. The record is from RefSeq and is a predicted model, not a curated record. The transcript has 2 exons. The coding region runs from base 44 to 2209 and encodes 721 amino acids. Lineage: Eukaryota; Fungi; Ascomycota; Sordariomycetes; Cephalothecales; Cephalothecaceae.